This is a messenger RNA of Puntigrus tetrazona (Sumatra barb), 2017 nucleotides long. RefSeq names its product zinc finger, C4H2 domain containing (gene zc4h2). NCBI's taxonomy places the organism in Eukaryota, Metazoa, Chordata, Actinopteri, Cypriniformes, Cyprinidae. Gene Ontology annotation, biological process: positive regulation of neuron differentiation. The transcript is spliced from 6 exons. Gene Ontology annotation, cellular component: nucleus. The record is from RefSeq and is a predicted model, not a curated record. The coding region runs from base 166 to 840 and encodes 224 amino acids.
UCGCUGUGCGAUAUGACCGCCGCACUCCCAACUUUACUGUUCAGAAGGUUGAUACGGUGUUCAGCAGUUGUUGUUAUUACCCUAGCAUCCUUUGCAACGAAUGAACAACGCCAAGACUGGCUAAACUGUUAGUUCAACGAAGUCUCACAGUUUCGUACGUCCACCAUGACGGACGAACAAGAGAUAAUGUGCAAGCUUGAAAACAUCAAAGAAAUAAGGAAUAAGACAAUUCAGAUGGAAAAGAUCAAAUCUCGGCUGAGGAGUGAGUUUGAAGCUCUGGAGUCAGAGGAGAAGCACCUGAGAGAGUACAAACAGGAAAUGGAUCUUCUGCUGCAAGAGAAAAUGGCUCACGUAGAAGAGCUGCGUCUCAUACAUGCUGAUAUUAAUGUGAUGGAAAACACUAUCAAACAGUCUGAAAGUGACUUGAACAAACUGCUGGAGUCAACCAGACGUCUCCACGAUGAAUACAAGCCACUGAAAGAACACGUGGAUGCCCUGAGGAUGACCCUGGGCUUACAGAGACUCCCCGACCUCAGCCAGGAAGAGGAGAAGCUCUCAUUGGACUACUUCGAAAAGCAAAAGGCUGAGUGGCAGACAGAACCACAGGAGCCUCCUAUCCCAGAAUCCUUAGCGGCGGCGGCGGCUGCAGCCCAGCAGCUUCAAGCUGCACGGAAACAGGAUGCCAGACAGACAGCGACAUUCCGCCAGCAGCCACCUCCUAUGAAGGCUUGUCUGUCCUGCCACCAGCAAAUCCAUCGGAACGCACCGAUCUGUCCUCUCUGCAAAGCCAAAAGCCGCUCACGCAACCCUAAAAAACCCAAGAGAAAACCCGACGAGUAACAUGCGCAGCUACCAAUAACCUCAGAGAAAGCCCGACUAACACACAUAACCCCAACAGAAAACAAUUUACUUACAUAAACGCGUUCACUUGCGCUCUCAUGCAUGCACAUUUCCACACAUACACACACUCACUGCACAUCUGUACACCUGAAGGUAUAUAGUCCUGAAGGAACGGAGCAUCUGCAGCCUGAUACCCUGACCUCUUAUAGUGAUCCUGUAGUUAACCCGUCUUCCUGCUUCAGUGGACAUGAGGUCUCAGUUUUUCAUUUCUUUUUUCUAUAAGUGAAACCUCGAUAUUGUGUUUGUACCGUGUCUGUAUUUAGUCCGUAGUGGAUAUGGAUGCUGGUUUAGAAAUAUCGAAGCGUCCUGUUCUGUGUGGGGUUUAAUUCUAGUGCAUUAGUUCCAAAGUAAAUUCUCUAAAGUGGCUUUAGUGAACAGAGCCGUUCGGACGGUAAUCAGUUAACACUUCAACCGAUAUUUAGUCAUUUGAAAGAAUUAAUAACGGUAUGAUUUUGCCUAUGUCUUUUAAUGUUUUUUCCCUCACGCUAACAGUGUUUUUCUUGUAUUAUGUAACCAUGGUCUAUCCCAGACCAUGUCAGUGUUCUAGAAUGUCUUGAGGGCCGUUCACACAAGAUGUAGAUGAAGAGCAUUGAAAUGGAUAAGAACGAGUUUUUAACUUGAAGCGUCUUUAAGAAUGCGGUGCUAAUGGCAGGAGACGCUGGAAAAAGGCAAACACUCCGCUUACAAAGACCAACGAUUAAUGCAGACUGAAUGCAAAAGCAUGUGUGAACAGCCCUUUAGAAGUAGAGUAAUUAUGGAAGUUGAAUGAGAAUUCUAAACCUCGAGUUCUUAUAGAUCUAUCAUUCAAUUUGAGCGAAUGAGCUGUUAUUUGUGUUUUGGAAUUUGACCCGAGGGGCAUUAAGAGCGUGUUAUAAUCUUCAGUAUUGAAUCGUUGUGUUUGUGUUCAUCUUUUCUGAGAGUCAGUUUUUUAAUAAUUAAAACCUGUGAACUAAUAAACUUGUGUAACUUUUGUCGAAAUGAAAUUGUAGAAUAAUACAGUGUUAUCUGAUGGAUUCGCUUUCUCUCUGUCGCUCUGUCUGGUAUUGGCUUGAUAUGUAUCUGGAAUUUGACCUUUCACCCAUGACCCCUAACAAGCAAUAAUCAUUCUUUUUUUCUU